This is a messenger RNA of Pistacia vera, 1133 nucleotides long. Its product is annotated as translin-like. Bases 27 to 923 code for a protein of 298 amino acids. NCBI's taxonomy places the organism in Eukaryota, Viridiplantae, Streptophyta, Magnoliopsida, Sapindales, Anacardiaceae. Gene Ontology annotation, molecular function: sequence-specific DNA binding; RNA binding; single-stranded DNA binding. The transcript is spliced from 7 exons. Gene Ontology annotation, cellular component: nucleus; cytoplasm. Gene Ontology annotation, biological process: RNA metabolic process. The record is from RefSeq and is a predicted model, not a curated record.
UUAAAAAAGAAAAUCUACUUUAAAGCAUGAAAUCGGCGUUUAGGAACGCCGUCGCUUUCAAAAGACUUUCUCACCGGUCGCUCCAUAAACCCUCACACUCUCCUCUCCACUUUCCCAUCACUGCCGCUCCUCCGCCAUCUCCGUCGCUUUUCUCUGGCAUCAAAUCCGAAACUUUUCGCCCGCUCUCUGCAUCUCUACGUUACUCCUCAAUGACGGACGGUGGGAGCAACGCGCCGAGCUCUUUGCAGAAGCAGUUCGAGGACUUCCGUGUCCAGCUGGAAGAGUCUGGAAGCGUGCGUGAGCGAAUAAGAGGCAUUGUUCUGGAGAUCGAGUCCACCACGAGGCUCAUGCACGCUGGCCUCCUUCUUGUUCACCAGUCCCGGCCACUUCCUGAGGUUUUAGAGAAGCCUAAGGCUCAAAUUGAUGUGCUGAAGGAGCUUUACGGUCAACUGGCUAAGUUUCUAUUUGAAUGUCCUGGGGAGUAUUACAGGUAUCAUGGUGAUUGGAGAAGUGAAACACAGAAUGUGGUUUCUCUGCUUGCUUUUAUGCACUGGCUGGAGACUGGAACUCUUCUUAUGCAUGCGGAAGUUGAACAAAAACUUGGCUUGCACCAUCCUGAGUUUGCUUUGGACAUUGAGGACUACCUUGUUGGUCUGUGUUUCCUUUCUAAUGAAAUGCCAAGGUAUGUGGUAAAUCAAGUGCUUGCCGGGAACUAUGAUUGCCCAAGAAAGGUAUUGAAGUUCUUAACAGAUCUUCAUUCUGCCUUCCGUAUGCUUAAUCUCCGAAAUGAUUUUCUGCGCAAGAAGUUUGACAGUUUGAAGUAUGACUUAAAAAGGGUUGAAGAAGUUUAUUAUGACAUGAAGAUCCGACAAUUAGCGAAUGGGGAUUCAACUGAAGAUCAUGGAACCAAAGCAGAAUCAUAGAUUGCAAUCAUUCCUCAUUUCAUCUUUGAUUACUGAACAGUCUUAGAUUUUAUGUUCUUUCGAAGAUGAUCAGGAAAGGAAUUAAUCGAGAUAAAAUAGGGUAAUUUUCAGAUCUUGUAGAUCUUUUUUUGUGGCAGUUUAUUUCCUUGGGAGAAUUUUAUAUUAGAAAACUUGAUAAAAUAAUACUAUUAUCUUAUAAAAGUUUUUUCA